Mollisia scopiformis is the source of this 1332-nucleotide messenger RNA. RefSeq lists its product as uncharacterized. The record is from RefSeq and is a predicted model, not a curated record. Bases 95 to 1120 code for a protein of 341 amino acids. Lineage: Eukaryota; Fungi; Ascomycota; Leotiomycetes; Helotiales; Mollisiaceae. The transcript has 4 exons.
UGCCCCUCAGGCUAACUUCGAGAUUCAUAUAUGAACUUGGAACCCGCGAACACAAACCGCAUCGCAGUCUCUUAUCGACUCCAAAAUCUCAACCAUGGCUUCAGCAGAGAAGGGCAUGAAGCUCGACCCCAAAUACGAUCACUACGACUUCCCUACCAUCUCCCCAAACACGCUGAGCGGUCACCCAGGACACACAACGCCCGAGCAAGAUGCCCAGGUUCACCAAUUGCGCAUGAAGCUCGAGGCAGCUGGCUACACAGACCGACUCGAUACUCUGACUCUCCUGCGCUUUCUGCGAGCUCGGAAAUUCGAUGUGGCCCUGUCCGAGAAGAUGUUCGUCGACUGUGAAAAGUGGCGCAAGGAUACUGAUCUCGAUAACCUCGUUCGUACGUGGGAUUACAAGGAGAAGCCCGAGGUCUUUAAGUACUACCCACAAUAUUACCACAAGACGGAUAAAGAUGGUAGACCAGUAUACAUCGAACAGUUGGGAAACAUCGACUUGGCCGCCAUGUACAAGAUCACGACCUCAGAACGAAUGCUGAACAACCUGGCCGUCGAGUACGAACGACUAGCCGACCCCCGCCUCCCCGCCUGUUCGCGCAAAUCCGGCACCCUCCUCGAAACCUGCUGCACAAUAAUGGACCUCAAGGGCGUCGGCAUCACAAAAGUCUCCUCGGUAUACUCCUACGUCAAACAAGCCUCCGCCAUCUCCCAAAACUACUACCCCGAACGCCUCGGCCGCCUCUACCUCAUCAACGCUCCCUGGGGCUUUUCAGGCGUCUUCAACGUCGUGAAAGGCUGGCUCGAUCCCGUCACCGUAGAGAAGAUCCACGUGCUCGGCAGCGGCUACCAGAAGGAACUCCUCUCGCAAGUCCCCGCCGAGAACCUGCCCAAGAUGUUCGGCGGAAGCUGUGAGUGUGACGGCGGCUGCGGCUUCAGCGACGCAGGACCAUGGACUGAUCCCGAGUGGACCAAGCCCGCAAAAUGGCAACGCGAGGACAACGUUAUUGACAACACGGCCACGAACCCUGGCACGAUUCCGGAUGGUAGCGCGCAGAAGCCCGUGGAGAUGCAAGGAGAUGAGAUCAAGCCUGCUCCUGCACUGCAUCAAUUGGAGUAGAGGCGUCGGAGCGAAAAUAAAUAACAAAGUCGAUGACGAAGAGAAGAAGAAGUACAGAGGAUUUGAGUCAAGCAUAUAAAUGAUGGCUUCCGGCGUGAACCAGCCCUGCUUUCGGUCAUGUUUUGUGUUUUUGGCGAGAAAAUAACUUCUUGAAAGGUGUUUCUGAAUUACUAGAGUACAUUGCAGAAGCAUGAUCUGAAAUUCAUAAAGAC